GUGAGUGGUGACCAUUCACGGAAGGGACAGCCUGAAGCGCUCGCGUGAGGAGGUCGAGGAGCAGGCUGCACCCAUGGCGUCGUCCCAAGCUCGCAACCCGGGGCUGGCCGCGGCGGUGCCACCGGCUGGAAAUGGCGAGCCACGAGUGAUGACGAUGGACGACUACAUCGAAUUCACACAGAGCGUCAAGCGUACAUUCGGCCAGGCGAAGUACCACGAGUUCUUCGAAGUCCUCCAACAAAUCGACAGCAUUGGAGCAAGAGCCGUCUACGACCGCUUGAAAGUUCUUCUCCGCGAGCACCCCGAUCUCAAACGUCAUUUCAAUAUGUUCAUGCCCACACAGUACAAGCUGAGUCUCACGGACGACGUCUACCAGCUGGAAGAAGAGCUAACUGAUAGCCUGCAUGGAAGCGUGAUUGACUGAAUGUCAUCUUUUGCUCAUAGGUCUUGCUAUGGCUAAACCUAGUCAUUGUUGCUUAAUUUCCUUGCUUUGCUCAUAGGUUAGCUGCACUGGUGCAGUGAUAUCUUGAAUGCUUCUUUCUUUACUAUCGGAUCGGAUCUGCUCUGGAACAGGUCGUGCUGAUUAGCUUGCUGAAUAAUGUCUGGAUGUAUCCGUCAUUGUUUAUUUCUCUUUGAAUUUCUGAGAACAGUUUAACUACAACA
Sorghum bicolor (sorghum) is the source of this 663-nucleotide messenger RNA. Its product is annotated as paired amphipathic helix protein Sin3b-like. Gene Ontology annotation, cellular component: chromatin; histone deacetylase complex. Bases 74 to 424 code for a protein of 116 amino acids. The record is from RefSeq and is a predicted model, not a curated record. Gene Ontology annotation, biological process: negative regulation of transcription by RNA polymerase II. NCBI's taxonomy places the organism in Eukaryota, Viridiplantae, Streptophyta, Magnoliopsida, Poales, Poaceae. The transcript has 3 exons. Gene Ontology annotation, molecular function: transcription corepressor activity.